CACCAAUGUCCAUGGGAGGACUCGAAUCUCCGGCGGGAGGGGCCGAGCAAUCCGUGACAUGCCGCCUCUAACCACGCGGCCACUCCGCGCGGCCUCUGUUCUCGUCGAAUGUGAUGUGCUAUCAGCUGUUAUCGUCAAAACAGUGCCUGGUCCUUCAGAUGCAGUUUUCCAACACGGCCAUUUAGCCACGAUCGGGCUGGCCCACCUCAUACGUGGAUGCAAGUACGUCUGAAGAACAUCGUAAUGCUUACAUACCACAGUACCAAGAAGGAGGCAUUGUUUGUUGGAUCUGAAGGUACCGCCUCACAGGGGCGGGACGACGGAGAAGAAGAGCAGAAGUCUCCUUCCGACCAGCCGCCUCCAUACGCCGAGCCACAGCCUCAGCCUGCACCUCCGCCCAGUACUGCCAACGUUCAACAGCCAGUGUUGGUGGCGACUGAGGUGGUGAUCGGCCCUGAGUCGUGCUCCCUGGUGUGCCCCUUCUGCCACGCUUCCGUGAAGACCCGGGUGGACGUCGUCAGCAACAGCAGGACACACUGCAGCGCCUGCGUCCUGUGUCUGGUGGGAGGCCUGUGUUGCAUGUGGAUUCCUUACUGUAUGGACAGCUGCAAAAGCAAGAUACACUAUUGCCCUAACUGUGGUGCUUAUAUUGGCACGUAUGACAAAUGAUGUGUUCGUGAUAACACAAAAUAUGUAAAAUUUUUAUUAAUUAUUGUUACAGAA
Schistocerca serialis cubense is the source of this 723-nucleotide messenger RNA. Its product is annotated as lipopolysaccharide-induced tumor necrosis factor-alpha factor homolog. The record is from RefSeq and is a predicted model, not a curated record. The transcript is spliced from 6 exons. NCBI's taxonomy places the organism in Eukaryota, Metazoa, Arthropoda, Insecta, Orthoptera, Acrididae. Gene Ontology annotation, molecular function: zinc ion binding. The coding region runs from base 217 to 669 and encodes 150 amino acids.